AUGCACAUUACAGCCCCCUCCAUCGCUUUGCUGGCUCUCGCGGCUGGUGUCCAGGCCGGUGGCGCCAAACAGCAGCGUGAACCCCCCGUCCGCGCCAUCAGGGCCGCUGGCAAAUACCAAGCUACCGCUGUCGCUCCUACAGGUGCUACUGGUACCGGUAUCACCACUGGCAGCCACCCUAUUGUGACCGGCUCCCCCAACCAUGAAGGUACUCAGACUGGCAGCCACCCCAUCGUCACUGGCUCCCCUCACCACAACGGUACCAACGGCGAGGACAACCACGGCUCUAUCAUCGGUACUGGCACCGCUCCCUGCUACAACUGCCACGGUAGCGCAACCAUUCCUUCUGGCUCCUCCGAGUACACCCCCUCCAACCCCGGCUCCAAGGUCACCGCGCCUCAGUUCGGAGUCUAUGGCGCUCUUAUUGGCAGCAUUGUCUACGGUGCCGUUAUGCUGCUUGCAUAA
Messenger RNA from Penicillium vulpinum, 465 nucleotides. RefSeq lists its product as uncharacterized. Bases 1 to 465 code for a protein of 154 amino acids. The transcript is spliced from 2 exons. NCBI's taxonomy places the organism in Eukaryota, Fungi, Ascomycota, Eurotiomycetes, Eurotiales, Aspergillaceae. The record is from RefSeq and is a predicted model, not a curated record.